This is a messenger RNA of Neopelma chrysocephalum (saffron-crested tyrant-manakin), 533 nucleotides long. Its product is annotated as taste receptor type 2 member 114-like. NCBI's taxonomy places the organism in Eukaryota, Metazoa, Chordata, Aves, Passeriformes, Pipridae. Gene Ontology annotation, molecular function: G protein-coupled receptor activity; bitter taste receptor activity. Gene Ontology annotation, cellular component: membrane. The transcript has a single exon. The annotation marks the transcript as partial. Gene Ontology annotation, biological process: detection of chemical stimulus involved in sensory perception of bitter taste; sensory perception of taste; G protein-coupled receptor signaling pathway. The record is from RefSeq and is a predicted model, not a curated record.
CUCUUGUUGGGGUCAAUGCUUUUCUCCCUGAUAUUUGCAACCACUGUCUAUAAAAUCAUGGAUAAAGCGCUCAGUAACAAUCUCAAUUUCACCUGCCAAGGAAGGAUUCGGAAAGCAAGGAUCAGAAUAGAUCAAAAGUUUUUGCCUCAUUAUUUUAUCAUUGGUUUUGGAUAUGCCACUUCAUUCACAGCAGUCAUCUUUUCUGCCCUUCUCCUUCUCUUUUCCCUCUGGAGACACAAACGCAACAUGCAGACAAACUCCAUGAAGGACCUCAGCACGGAUGCCCACAUCAAAGCCAUGAAAUCCAUUCUCUCCUUCUUCAUAAUGUACAGCAUCAACUUUAUAUCUUUGAUCCUUACUUUAAUUUAUUCAAUGAGGAAUGAAAGUGAUGUGAUAUUUUUAAUUUACUUAAUUCAGUACACUUUUUCAGGUCUUCAUUCCCUUGUUCUGAUUUUCAGUAAUCCCAAUCUGGAAAACAGACUGCUAGGGAUUCUGCCCUGUGUGAAGUGCAAGGUUUUCCACAAGAGGGAACU